AUGAAGACGACCACCAUUCUUUGCCUGGCCGCUGGUGCCCUGGCGGCACCCACCCGUACCAUUGAGAACCGUCAGCUCGGUGGUUCUAGCAGUGGACUCGGUGCGCUGGAGUCUGCCUUCUCUAGCCUUGGAUCGGGAAGCUCUACCUCUGGCGGUCUCGGUGCUCUGAGCUCCCUUAUCCCCAGCUUUGGGUCAGGAUCGACUGGGAGCUCUACAUCUAGCGGCCUUGAUGCCCUGGAGUCGGCCUUCAGUGGUAGCUCCGGCCUCGGCAGUGUUUUAAAGUCGCGCGCUUACUCAAGCUCGAUCACCGCGAACGGUAUUACCGAUGGCGACGCUUGCCAGGAGUUGACCUUCAUCUUUGCCCGUGGCAGUGAUGAGCUGGGCAAUAUGGGUUCGGUUGUUGGCCCUGAGGUCGCAACCCAGCUGAACUCUCUGCUUGACGACAAGGUUGUGGUGCAGGGUGUCACUUACGAUGCUACUGCUGAGAGCAACGCUGAGAUGGGUGCCAAUGGUGGUCCCGUCAUGGCCAAGCUUGUCACGACCGUCCUUGCGAAGUGCCCCAACACUAAGGUCGUCUUGAGCGGAUACUCCCAGGGUUCCAUGGUGCUCCACAACGCCAUGAGCAGGCUCAGCUCGGGCGAUGUUGCUGGUGCCGUUCUCUUCGGUGACCCCUUCAAAGCCCAGGCUGUUAGCAACAUCGCCGCCGCCAAUGUUAAGGAGUUCUGUGCUACUGGUGAUCCCGUCUGCGAAAACGGGUUUAACGUCAUGGCCCAUCUGAGCUACGGCAGUGAUGCCUCCGCAGCUGCUACCUUCCUGGUCAAGGCUGCUGGUCUUUCCUAA
Molecule: messenger RNA, 840 nt
Organism: Penicillium atrosanguineum
Lineage: Eukaryota; Fungi; Ascomycota; Eurotiomycetes; Eurotiales; Aspergillaceae
Product: carbohydrate esterase family 5 protein
Exons: 2
Coding region: 1-840 (279 amino acids)
Biological process (GO): carbohydrate catabolic process
Cellular component (GO): extracellular region
Molecular function (GO): cutinase activity
Source: RefSeq, a predicted model, not a curated record